Cryphonectria parasitica EP155 is the source of this 1509-nucleotide messenger RNA. RefSeq lists its product as uncharacterized. NCBI's taxonomy places the organism in Eukaryota, Fungi, Ascomycota, Sordariomycetes, Diaporthales, Cryphonectriaceae. The coding region runs from base 1 to 1509 and encodes 502 amino acids. The record is from RefSeq and is a predicted model, not a curated record. The transcript has 3 exons.
AUGACGACCAUUCUCGCAGUCACAGCUUCUUUCUGUCUCCCGAAGAUCCCGUCUAUCUCAAAAAGGCCACUGGCAGCUAUGUGCGCUCCAUCGUCAGACAAUAUACGGACCCCCCUUGAUCAGUCCGUCAUCGAACACAAGAAGUUCUUGGACGAGUGGCUCGACACGGCUCAUGAGGUUGGGCAAACCGUGUUGGCUGGGCAACUGGAGCUCUCGAUCGUCUGCGAUACCGUAGACACCCAGACAGCCAAGCUAGCCGCCGGAGGUCUCGCUUAUUUUCCGGACCGAGAUGGAGAUAUGGGAAAGAUUGCAGAAGCUGCAGCACUGAAGGCCACGGGACGAGCUCCCCGGGCGAUUGCAGCUUUCCGGUUCAUGGACCUCCCAACCGAGCUACGUAUGCUCAUCCUCAGUUAUACAGACUUGGUAAUACCUCUCAAAGAGGUCCAAUGGCAUCCGACCAGGAAGUAUCAUCUCAAAAAUCGGCAGAAACGCUGCGAUCGGUUUUCAUAUGGCGUGCGAUCGUAUCCUUGUCCUGACUCCGGACAAGAUUGGAUUCCAAUGAGCCGGGACCGGUGGCCAGGUGCUCAGAAUUGUCCUUGCGACAAUGGUUAUUUCCACUACGCAUGCAUAUUUCGCAAUUGCUGGCAGCACACAGGUCAGGGAGACUGUUCCUGCCAACGGCGCCACACGGCCUACUCAACAAACACAGACGGAUGCCGAUGUUGGACUCCGCCAUCAGGUUUAUUCCUUGUCGGACGUCACUUUUACCGCGAUGCGCAGUCUAUCUUCUUCAAUCAGAAUCGUGUAAUUGUCAUGCCCCAUAGUGGCGUAGAGAUGAAUGAUCCACCCACUGGUCAACACCCUGCUCACUACUCGGCCAGUCUUUUCCUACGUUCUGGUCUUGUCACGGCAUCUCUGCAAUAUAUAGGCUUCUUGGAUAUUGUGUUUCCGCCUAUCGAUCGGGAACCAGCGCCCGACGACCCUGAUCUUGUAGAUUGGUUCGAGACACUCCGAUGGGCAAAGGAUCUCCUGGACCUACCGCGGCUCACGCUUCGUUUCGAGAUAGCAGAACAUGGACACGCGUGUUGGGCACCCGAGUCGCGCCAGAAGCUUAACGGCGAUGCAUAUAAAGCUAUCGUUAAGGGAUGUUUUGCAUUUCUCCGCCCUCUUGGGUUCUUCAGGGGGACUUCUUCUGAUCAUCUGAAGGCCGGUCAACAAGCAGCAGCGAGCGAUGGCUUGCGCCGUUUGUUCAUACACGUGGCAGCGCCUGCAUAUUGUCGUACAGAAUUGAAUUACUGGGCGAAAUAUGGUGUACCGGAUGAUUUGAACCAGGCAGCAGUAGCUUGGAGGGAAACACGCCGUAAAGAGUGGAAGAAAUUUUCGAUGGAAGAGAAAUUUGAGCGGAGCAUCAUGGGGUCCAACUACGACAGCCAAAAGGCCGGCAAAGGAGAGGUUAAGCUACCAGAGUGGAAGUGGGAGCAUUUGAUGUGUGAGGACAGGUAUUAUUAG